This is a messenger RNA of Alternaria burnsii, 1380 nucleotides long. RefSeq lists its product as uncharacterized. The record is from RefSeq and is a predicted model, not a curated record. Lineage: Eukaryota; Fungi; Ascomycota; Dothideomycetes; Pleosporales; Pleosporaceae. The transcript has a single exon. The coding region runs from base 1 to 1380 and encodes 459 amino acids.
AUGGAAAAUUACCACUUAUUCCAUCCUGAACAUGAUCCCGAGUUCGAUUCCAAGCAACUGGAAGGUAUUUAUCAACGAUGGACGGCACAAGACCACAUCAGAGAUAGUUACACCGAUGGACCAACAAAGACUGUAAACAUUUUGGAGCAUGAGAGGUGGGUCGUUGCCUUGAUGAUGUCCCGAUCUCUUGCGGAAAAGAUACAAAAUGCCCUGUGCAUCGCUCACGAGUACUGGAAUUUUGCUGAGGGUGUUCCUGACAAAAUGAAAGCUCUAUUCGAGAAGGAAGCAAGAACCCAGUCUUGGGAGGACGAGCUGAACCAUUUGAUAAAGCUCACGAAGAAGAAGGUGAGAAGAGCGGGAAAGCCGACACGUGAGCAAAGAGAUGGUCUCAAAAUGCUCCUAGAAGAGCGGCUGAAGUGUCGGAAAACUAUGGAAUGGAAUGAACGGCAACGUCAGAAGCACGAAGAAGCGGUGAAACUCGGUAGAGAAAGAUGGACCAACGCUUGGUUUUCAGUACAACAAGAACUCGACCGCGUUUGGGUGGAUGACGACAAAGUCAAACGAUAUAGGCGCGGACGAUCGCAUGCGCAGGAAGCCUCAGUGCCCAGAAGCCGACAGCCUCGCAGACGCUCAAGAUCGCGUAGUCCAGAUCGUCGGGAUCACUCGCCAUCCCGCUCCCGCUCUCGAUCCUUUUCAAGGUUCGGUAACGACCGCCCGUGCAGAGAUAUUGCCGUUUCGCCAGCUCGCUCGGCUGCUUCCGGUGUGGAGUUGAAUCGUAUGGCGGGUUCCAUAUGCGAUAAUAGCGAGAUCCUUCGAGAUCCUCGAGAAAGUGUGGCAAAAACGGUGCAAUACCUUCCCAAAAUACACGGCUUUCGAAAGGGAGAUGCUCAAGUUGUCGAUUUUGCAGGUUCGCCAUCACUGAGUGUUGCAAAUUCUGUUCAGCAGUCAAAUGGCGCAUCAAAUGUCGACGAUAGACUCGCGAGUACAGCAGGGAGGGUUUUCCUGAACAUCGUACCAAUCUCACAACAGGCUCAAGAGUUCCAGGACGGUCUUCGAAGACUGGCGUUACAGUAUGACAGUGGGGAUACGCAACCUCAACAAUUUCCUGAAGCUCAUAGUUGUCACCCUAGUGGUAGCAAGCGGAAGCGAAUUGACCGAACCCCAAGGGAAAAAAAGUUACAGAAAAUGUCACCCUCGAUAGCUAGCGAUAGUCGAACGUCAACUCCCGAACAUACGGCUGUCGGGUGGGUACAGGAAGAAUCGGGUAUGCAACCCGUUGCAGGACAGACGCCGGGAUCUAGUAGACUGUCCAUUCGCGACUUUUUUAAGCCCGGCUGCGGAACUGGUGAGAGCUUAAACAUGCCAACCCUAGAUAGAUGA